AAUGGGGCAGGGCUGCCAGAGACAGUGGCUGGCUCCCCAACAGCGAAAAUAAUAAUUGUCUCAAGAAACAGUUUCCCGUUACACUGACGAACCGAUGGAUCCCAACAGGAUAAUCCAGGCGCUAAAGGGAACAUUAGACCCUAGCCUAAGGAUAGCGGCGGAGAAUGAACUCAAUCAGUCCUACAAGAUCAUCAACUUUGCCCCCACCUUGCUGAAGAUCAUCGUCUCAGAUCAGGUGGAGUUCCCCGUGCGACAGGCAGCUGCCAUAUAUUUGAAGAACAUGGUGUGCCAGUACUGGCAGGAUCGGGAGCCGUCCCUGGGAGAGGUUGUGUUCCCUUUCAACAUCCACGAGAAUGACAGACAGCAGAUCAGAGACAACAUCGUGGAGAGCAUCAUCCAGUGUCCGGAGUCCAUCCGGGCUCAGCUGACGGUCUGCCUCCGCGCCAUCAUCAAGCACGACUUCCCUGGCCGCUGGACCGCCAUUGUGGACAAGAUCGGCCUGUACCUGCAGUCUCAGAACACUGCCAGCUGGUAUGGCAGCCUGCUCGCUCUCUACCAGCUGGUCAAGACCUAUGAGUAUAAGAAGGCAGAGGAGAGGGAUCCCCUCCUGGCUGCCAUGCAGGUCUUCCUGCCCCGGAUCCAGCAGCAGGUCACCCAGCUGCUGCCAGACGCCACCGUAUUCUCCGUGCUCAUCCAGAAACAGAUCCUCAAGAUCUUCCACGCGCUCGUGCAGUACUCCCUCCCCCUCCAGCUGAUCAACAACACUAUUCUGACCCAGUGGAUGGAGAUCCUGAGAGCUGUCGUGGACCGGGACAUUCCCCCUGAGACACUGGAAGUGGACGAGGAUGACCGGCCGGAGCUGGUGUGGUGGAAGUGUAAGAAGUGGGCACUGCACAUCCUCACCAGGCUGUUCGAGAGAUACGGAAGCCCAGGCAACGUGACGAAGGAAUAUUUCGAGUUCGCAGACUUCUUUCUGAAGACAUUUGCAGUGGGGAUCCAGCAGGUUCUGCUGAAGGUGGUGGACCAGCACAGACAGAAAGCGUACGUCACCCCCCACGUCCUGCAGGAGGCGCUGAACUACCUGAACCAGGGCGUGUCACACUCCCUCACCUGGAAGCAGAUGAAGCCGCACAUGCAGACUAUCAGCGAGGAGGUCAUCUUCCCCCUCAUGUGCUAUAAAGACGAGGACGAGAAGCUGUGGCAGGAGGACCCUUACGAGUACAUCCGCAUGAAGUUCAACAUCUAUGAUGACCACGCCCUCCCCACCACCGCUGCCCAGCGCCUGCUGUGCAAAGCGGCCAGGAUGAGAAAGGAGGUCCUGCCCAAGAUGAUGGAGUUCUGCCACCAGAUCCUGAUGGACCCCAACGCUGACCCCCGAAGGAAGGAUGGAGCACUGCAUGUCAUAGGCUCACUGGCAGACCUCCUACUCAAGAAGCGGGUCUACAAGGACCAGAUGGAGCUGAUGUUACAAAACUAUGUGUUCCCGUUGCUGAAUUCCAACCUGGGGUAUCUCAGAGCCAGGUCCUGCUGGGUGCUGCAUUCGUUCAGUCCGCUGCAGUUCCAUAAUGAGCUGGUUCUGCGCAACGCCGUGGAGCUGGUCAGGCAGAACCUCGUCAACGACAAGGAGAUGCCGGUCAAAGUGGAGGCGGCCAUCGCCCUGCAGACCCUCGUCACCAACCAGGAGCAAGCCAAGGGCUACAUCAGGCCCCACAUUCGCCCCGUGAUGCAGGAGCUGCUCCACGUCGUCAAGGAGACCGAGAACGACGACCUCACCAGCGUCAUUCAGAAGAUGAUCUGCGAGUACAACGAGGAGGUGGCCGUCAUCGCCAUCGACAUGACGAGGAACCUGGCGGAGAUCUUCAGUAAGGUCCUGCAGAGCGAGGAGUACGAGGAGAGCGAGGACAAAACCGUGAUGGCUCUGGGCAUCCUCAGCACCAUCGACACCAUCCUCACCGUCAUGGAGGACCACAAAGAGAUUACUCAGCAGCUGGAGGGAAUCUGUCUCCAGGUGAUUGGCUUGGUUCUGCAAAAACCUAUCACAGAGUUCUACGAGGAGAUCCUGUCCCUGGCCUUUGGACUCACCUGCCAGACCAUAUCUCCCCAGAUGUGGCAGCUCCUGGGGGUUCUGUAUGACGUCUUCCAGCACGACUGCUUUGAUUACUUCACAGACAUGAUGCCUCUUUUGCACAACUACGUGACGGUGGACACAGACACCCUGCUCUCCAACCCCAAGCACCUGGAGGUCAUUUACACCAUGUGUAAGAAGGUCCUGACCAGUGACGCGGGUGAGGACGCGGAGUGCCACGCUGCCAAGCUGCUGGAGGUGAUCAUCCUUCAGUGCAGAGGGCGGGGCAUUGACCAGUGCAUCCCGCUGUUUGUGGAGGCGGUUCUGGAGCGGUUGACGCGGGGCGUGAAGUCGAGCGAGCUGAGGACCAUGUGCCUGCAGGUGGCCAUCGCCGCCCUGUACUACAGCCCCUCCCUGCUGCUCCACACCCUGGAGAGCAUCCGUUUCCCCCAGAGCCCUGAGCCAAUCACAGCGCAGUUCAUCAACCAGUGGAUGAACGACACCGAGUUCUUCCUGGGGCUUCAUGACCGGAAGAUGUGCAUCAUUGGGCUGAGCGUGCUGAUGGAGCUGCCCAGCCGGCCGGCUGCUGUGGAGGGCGUGGCGGCCCAGAUCGUGCCCUCCAUCCUGCUCCUUUUCCUGGGCCUCAAGCACGUCUAUGCCUGCCGGGUCCUGAACAAGCCGGACAUCCUGGCCAAGAGGCCCGUCUCUGAGGAGGAGGAGAAUGAGGAGAUCCCCAGCGAGGAAGACGAGGUGAACGAGAACCAGCAUGCCAUGCAGGAGACGCCCAGCGUGCCGGGGGGGCAGGACGAGGAGGGCGACGACGAGGACGACGAAGACUACUGGGACGAGGAAGGUCUGGAGGGGACCCCGCUGGAGGAGUACAGCACCCCACUGGACUAUGACAAUGGGGAGGACGAGUACCAGUUCUUCACUUCUGCCCUGCUGAGGGUCCAGAACACAGACAUGGCGUGGUACCAGACGCUCACCGCGCCCCUCAGCGAAGACCAGAAGAAACAGCUGCAGGAGAUCUACAACCUGGCCCAGCAGAGGAGGAGCACGGGGGUCAAAGGUCAAUGAACGGCGGCGGGCCAGAGCGGCACCGGCAAGCUGGCCUGGAACUGUAGCACGAGUCCCGCUGAAAUGUGAGCGGAUUUAAUCCUGGGACUGACCACCUGUAGGAAGCCAUCGCGGACUGGUCCUCCAUGACACUCCGUACAAGUCUAGAGCCGCUGCCCCCUGGUGGGGGGCAGGGGUUGUUCUGUGUCUCUUGAUCAAUGACCAGCUGAUAAAUCUACCUGUGCGUGUGUGU
Megalops cyprinoides (Indo-Pacific tarpon) is the source of this 3374-nucleotide messenger RNA. RefSeq names its product importin 8 (gene ipo8). The record is from RefSeq and is a predicted model, not a curated record. Gene Ontology annotation, cellular component: cytosol; nuclear envelope. Gene Ontology annotation, biological process: protein import into nucleus. The transcript is spliced from 25 exons. NCBI's taxonomy places the organism in Eukaryota, Metazoa, Chordata, Actinopteri, Elopiformes, Megalopidae. Gene Ontology annotation, molecular function: small GTPase binding. Bases 95 to 3142 code for a protein of 1015 amino acids.